UCAAUUUUUGUAAUCAACGCCCAACUCUGGUACAGAGACGAUAUUAUUUUAUUCAAAUUUCGCGAUGACUAUCAAAAUUUACUAUCUAAGUCACUUAUUUUUAGGUUAUCGUAUAAAAUAAUCGUUACAUUUUCUCUUCUUUUCCUUACAGUACCCCUAAGGGCAGAUGCGCAAGCUCCAGUGUACAUACCCACCGCACCUAGGGCAGAAGCCCUCACAGCAGCUGAAGAUAUAGAUUCAGAUGCCACGCUGCCCACAGUUACAGUCAGAGGGUUUCUGAAUUUCAGGACAACAGUGGAUGGCACAGUCAUAGUUUUCACGCCAGCUUCCGAAGGACCUCAGGAACCGACACCAGCUUCAAGUGUUCCGGCGACAUCAAGUUCAAGUCCAGGAUCAACGAUAAGUCCGAGAAACGAUGAUAUUCAACAUCUAACAUAUACAGGAAACGACAGGGAAGUCGAAAAACGGACGGAGCUCGAAAAUGAAGCGCAUACACCGGAGGAUGACAGGCAAAGUUUCAGGCAAAGGCAUUUAAAGCCAGGUUUUGGAGAUUUGGAAACAACUCCCGAUUCUGAGCCGGAACAAAAUCUACAGAAACCUGGUGCGACUCCGGCCUUGCCGCAGUAUCCCACAGGCCUUGUUACAGUUCUUGGUGGAACGCAUGUCAAAGAUGGCGCCACUACCGUUUAUGAAACCAAAGUCAUCGGUACAUACAUUGAAGGAAAAUAUGCACAGAUACUCCAAAGCACAUCUCAAAUUAUCUUCCCUGCCAAAUCGGAUGAGCUGUCAACGCCAAAACCUAGCCAGGCCAAACAAGCCUUCCAGAAAUCGGCAAGCAUUCAGAUACCUAGCAGCAGACCAGCGCCUUCAGAAUCUAAUAAAAUUCCAUUGGAUCCGUCGUCCAAUUGGCAAAAGCCCAUAAGUGGUAAUGAAGCCAAAGAAUACAGAUCAACCACACCAGAUAGCAGGGAGGUCGAUAGAAGAACAGACGAACCUGUCAAUGCAAACACAGUUCUACAAUCAUCUUUCAAACUUCCCGACGGUGGAUCGCCAAACAGACUGACUAUCAGACCAACUCAAUCAUUGGACAAGUCCUUGUCCAGAACAUCUUACAGACUAUCAAGACGAUUUAGGCCAACACUCGCUACGGACAUUCCACCGGAAGAAGAGAACACAGUUCACGAUUCACAGAAUCCCAGGAACAGACAGCAACCGAGAUUUAGAUACGUCCUCCCCAGAAGAAACACUCCCACAGUUCGUUUGAAUCGUUUCAAAGUUAAAUUGACUGUAAGGAACGACGAAGUUAGUGAUUUGGUGACGCCUCAAGAGAAUACAUUCGACUCUGAAGAUGAACUUCUAGACGAAUACGAUCCUCUUAAUCCUGUUGACCCUGCUCGGGUAGUUUAUGAAAAGACUACAAUUACAAGCGAAGUUACCCUUCACGUAGGUAGAAGGAAAUCUGUUCGCACUCUAACCAUCACAACCCAGGUACCGAAAACUCGACACAACUAUGCCACAGAUGUUGGAGCUUUCCUUGAUGCACAUGACAUAUCUCCCGCCAAUAACAAUGCCAUUUUUGCCACAGUCAGUCCUUUGGAUGAUGAUGGACUACCCCAAGUGGUUGUUACAAGAACAUAUACAACAACCGAACGGAUGUUGAAAACAUCUGUGGUACCCAUUAUGGAAAAUGAUACCACGAGUUAUCACACAGUAACCGAAAGUUUCUUCAUUUUGAAGUUGAUUACUGGUUAUAAGACACUGCCUGCUGCGGACAUGACAGUGUUGCACACAGAGCAAUCAGCGGAUACUGAAUUUGAUGAAUCCGUUGACCAAUUGAGUGGUCUACUGGACGGAGCGGUGCAACUUGAACCGUCACCUAGACAGCAGAUUAUUCAAACUCCUGUACCUAACGGUUUACUUCAGGCUUCAGGAAGUGGAAGGGAACAGGCAGUCGUUCCCUACGACCAAACUAGAAUUAAUAACCACAUCAACAGUAACAAUGACUUGUCGAAUUCACUGAUGUCUUUGGGAGCGGCGCUUCAACAAAAUCCUCUGGCGGCAGUGUAUUUGGGCCUUCAACAGCUGAAUAAACACGCCACCCUAUAUUCAACCAUCACCAAAACAUCAACUUAUAUCCAUACAGAUACCAUCUACAGCACCAAGGUUGUUAGCUUUUACGAUGGGCGUCGAACAAGAACGAGAACACUAUCAGAGUCUCUUUCAACAACAGAAAAGACAAUGACAUCUCUCACCACCACUGUUGAGCCGUACUUGAAUACCCAGCUGUUUCAGCAGCAGAAUCACCUUCAACAAAUUUUAGGUGGAUCGCAAAACGGAGGAACAGGCCCACAGGUGCUGGCACCUCCACCCCAGUAUAGUACAGUUACCUCAACUUACACCACAGUAACUACAGCAACAAGCUUAAGUACAAGAAUCUAUACUUUGAUAUACAAUGCCCUAAGUACAAAGUUUCGUACAGUUACCAGUACUUCCCUGUACGAAACAACUAUAACAGCGACGACAACAAGUGAGGUUCCACUAGCCAUAACAGCUCCACCUGGCGGUGUUUUUCCAUUUCUAGGUUAAACAUGAGCAUUAUUCCACGGCAAACAUAUCAAUUACCUCACAUAUAAGACAUGCAUUUGACCAGUUGUAAAAGAACUAGUGACCUCAACUGAAAAAUGUUUGAUUGAGAGUUUGUGAUUUGAAAAUUAAUGCGCAAAAAACACCAUAUGGCCAAUGACCUCAAAUGAAAGUGUUUUGUGUUAAAAAAGUGUUCUAUUUUGCUCAAUACAGCUGGCUACUAACGAACUUUAAAUGUAAAUAUCAUAAAAAUAUUUAAUAGGGCAGCACUAACUUUUCAAGAUAUCUCACCUUUGAGUUUCAUUCACCAUAGUUUUUCUUCAUUAAAAUAUUUUUAACAGAAAUUCAUCUGCUUCAGUUGAUCAAAAUAUUUUUGCAAUUUGUUGAUAAACUUCAUCAGAAUUUUAAGAUGGAACUUCAUAGAAAGUUAAAAUAAUGCAACAUAUUGAUUGAUUGCAUUGAAGUUUAAGUUACAAAAAAGGAAGUCAAAAUGUUGGACACACAACAUGUUGAUUGAGUUGAGAUAAAGCUUGUUGACUAGAAAUUUACAGUUUCAAAACAUGCUGAUCGAUUUCAUUUGGGUUUCAGAUGAACAGGAAGCAAAACAUUGUAACAAGUUGAUCGAUUUCAUAAAAAUUUAAGUUGAAAUACGAUUUAAAAAAAAAUUACUGAAUCAUAAGUUCGAAGAAGGAAGUGCAAUAUGAACAUACCUUAGACAUUUGUAAUGUGUAUAUUAGUUGUAUUAUCCUGAGUUGCGAAGCACGUUUUAUUAAAUUUGAUAAAGAAAGCCAGCUGCGCUGUUUGAGUGACGAUAUGUUCUUUUUCGUUGACUUUCCUCAGGUAAGUUGAAAUUGAUUUCAAUAAACAAACUAUAUAAAAGGCAAACUUGCUGUAGCUGAAAUCACAUCAAAAUAUGUUGUUUUGAAUUAAGUUAGAAUGGUAACCAAAAAUUAUUUUGUUAGAAAGCAUUCAUGUAACCUUAAGAAGAGAUAUGAUUCAACUUAAUUUAGAUUAAGCUAUCCAAAUAUUGUAUAUAUUGUGUUUGUUUAUAAAUUUUUAAUCAAAAUAAAUUUGUAGAAUUCUUGUUA
This is a messenger RNA of Parasteatoda tepidariorum (common house spider), 3671 nucleotides long. Lineage: Eukaryota; Metazoa; Arthropoda; Arachnida; Araneae; Theridiidae. The record is from RefSeq and is a predicted model, not a curated record.